Molecule: messenger RNA, 2978 nt
Organism: Diabrotica balteata
Lineage: Eukaryota; Metazoa; Arthropoda; Insecta; Coleoptera; Chrysomelidae
Source: the annotation of a GenBank genome assembly
ACAUAACCUCACUUGUAUAUAAAAAAUUUUUGUUUUCAAGAAAAUUUAGUUUAAUAAGUAAUUAAUAUAUGUCCAUUAUUAAGAUUUUUAAAAUCGACGACCCUGGUCGUAUUUAACAGUUCUAGUAUGUUAUUCAAUGGACAUUUUAAAAAUAUAAAAAAUAUUGGUAGGGCAUAUUGUACAAAUCCAAAAAAGUAUGCAGUAUUAUUACCAAAGACAACAUUUCCUUUAAAAUUGACUGGUAAGAAGCUCAUAGAACGUGAUGAAAAUGUAUACAGUAGCGCCGAAUUUGAAAGACUGUACAUUUGGCAAAGGGGACAUUUAUCAGAACCAGAAUUUGUGUUACAUGAUGGCCCACCCUAUGCAAAUGGUCGACCUCAUAUGGGACACGCUAUCAACAAAAUUUUAAAAGAUACAAUUUUACGCAAUGAGAUUUUAAAAGGUAAUAAAGUACACUACAUUCCAGGUUGGGAUUGCCAUGGAUUGCCCAUUGAGUUAAAAGCUUUAAGUAAUACAAAAGAGAAAGAUCCUAUUGAAAUUAGAAAGAGAGCAAGAAAUUUUGCUAAGGAAGCAAUUGAGGAGCAGAAGAAAAUAUUUAUGUCGUGGGGAGUUAUUGGGGAUUGGAAACAUUCUUAUACUACAUUUUCAAAAGACUAUAUGAAAUUGCAGCUCAGACAGUUUUUUAAAUUAUACAAGAAAAAUUUGGUCUAUAGAGACAUUAAGCCAGUUCAUUGGUCACCAUCAUCACAAACUGCUUUGGCAGAAGCUGAGUUGGAGUAUAAUGAGAAACACAAGAGUCUUAGUGCAUAUGUUCAGUUAAAAAUUAAAAGUGUGCCAAAAAUUUCUUCUUUAGCAGAUAAAGAUGUUUAUGCAAUAAUUUGGACUACAACUCCAUGGACAUUGCCCUCAAACCAAGCUGUGUGUUUUAAUAAGGAAUUUUCUUACUCGAUUCUCAAAAAUCCUGACACUAAUGAGAUCUAUAUAGUUUCUACAGAUCUUGUUGAAGAUGUUUCAAAGAUUCUAAAUAUAAAUUUUGAAGCAGUUCAGAUUGUGCCAGGAAAUGCUUUAGAUGAUAUUGUUUAUGAACAUCCUGUGUAUAAAAAUAAAGUGUAUAAUUUUCUUCCAUCAACACAUGUUACCAAUGCUAAAGGCACAGGUUUAGUACAUUUAGCAGGAGCACAUGGUCCAGACGAUUUUCUAGUGUGUCUUAAGAAUAAAAUGCAGAUAGUAGAUCUGGUAGAUGAUAGAGGUUGUUACACAAGUGAAGCAGGACCUUCACUUCAAGGAAAGAAGUGUUUGACAGAUGGGAACAAUGCUGUUUUAGAAAUAUUAGGUAAAAAUUUACUGCAUAAGGAAAUGCUAACUCACAGUUAUCCAUAUGAUUGGAGAACAAAGAAGCCUGUGAUUAUUAAAGCUAGUAAGCAAUGGUUUAUUAAUACACAAGCAAUUAAAUCCAGGGCUGUUGAACUUUUAGAAGAUGUGAAUAUACUUCCACAUGAUAGGAGUGAAAUAUACAAAACAAAUUUGAUCAAACAAAUUGAAAAGAGGCCUUAUUGGUGCAUUUCCAGACAACGAAAAUGGGGAGUCCCAAUUCCAGUUUUAUACAAUAAAACUACUUCAGAAACAAUCAUAAAUGAGAACACUAUAAGCCAUCAUUGCAGAUUAAUUGAUGAAAAAGGAACUGACUUUUGGUGGAAAUUAAAUGGACAAGAACUCCUGCCUGAAAAUACAUGUUCAAAAUCAGAUGAUAUUGAAAAAUGUGAAGACAUAAUGGAUAUCUGGUUGGAUAGUGGUCUCUCCUGGAGUAAGGUUUUAGAAGGUCCAAAAGUAGCGGAUAUGUAUCUUGAAGGUGUAGAUCAGUUUACAGGAUGGUUCCAAUCAUCCCUGCUUACUUCUGUAGCACUUAGAGACAAGGCUCCAUAUAAAACAAUUUAUGUGCAUGGUUUUGCAGUUGAUGAAAAUGGCAUAAAAAUGUCUAAAUCUAUAGGUAAUGUUGUAGACCCUGAGGAAAUUAUGAAAGGUAAAAAGGGAAAGAAUGUCUAUGGAGUUGAUACAUUAAGGUGGUGGGUUGCUUGUCAUGCUAAUCAACAGGCUUUAGCCAAUGUGAGUACUAAUGUGCUAGAAUCAAGUGCUGAAGAAGUGCAAAAAAUCAGAAGUGUACUAAGAUUCGCACUUGGAUGUUUAAGUGACUAUGAAAAUAAAGACUUGAAUAAAUCUCGCCUAUUGUUGAUUGACAGAUAUAUGUUACAUUUAUUAUAUGAGUUUCACAAUAAAGUCACCCAACAUAUGCAAAACUUCCAGUAUCACAAAGUGUCAAUUGCUGUUAUCAAUUUAUUAACAAACUCUGUAUCUGCAUUAUAUUACAACUCUAUAAAAGACAGACUUUACUGUGAUAUACAAACUAGUACUGAAAGAAGAGCAGCUCAAUUCACAUUAUUCCAAAUUUUUGAAAUCAUAGCACAGUCAGUAGCCCCUAUGUUGCCACAUUUAGUUGAAGAAUUAUACUUUCACUUUACCCAGAAAGAAAACAAAACUUUCUUUACCAGUAAGCAUUCACAACCCACUGAAGAUUGGAAUAAUAGUCAAAUUGAAAAGUUAUUUGAAGUUAUCUUGGGAUGCAAAAGAGAAGUAAAUAAAGAAGCUGGAGCAAACACUAUCAAUAAAGUUGUAGAUAUUAUAUUUUCAAAAGAUGUCUACAAAAACAUUAUUAAACCAUUAACUAGCCUGGAGGAAUUAGAAAAACAAUUAGUAGACAUACUUCAAGUAUCUCAUGUAAAUAUUAUUGAAAGUGACCUUAUUGAACCUUAUAAAAUAUCUGUGAGUGAGAGUAAAAAGUGCAGUUGUCCUAGAUGUAGAAAAGUUAAUUCAGAAAAGGAAAAUGAAUUGUGUAUGAGGUGUUAUGAAGUGUGUAAUUCUAUAAAUAGUCAAACAGCUGUUUUUACUAAUUAAAACUGUAUAUAAUAAAUAUUUUUAAAAAA